Messenger RNA from Trypanosoma conorhini, 401 nucleotides. RefSeq lists its product as uncharacterized. NCBI's taxonomy places the organism in Eukaryota, Euglenozoa, Kinetoplastea, Trypanosomatida, Trypanosomatidae. The record is from RefSeq and is a predicted model, not a curated record. The transcript has a single exon. The annotation marks the transcript as partial.
AGCGCACCGCCGCUACACGUCGCUACUGGCAGUGUUAUGGCGCCACACGCUGGCGCGUGCAGCCGCCGGGCGGCAAGUCGGCAGCACCUGAGCAGGGCCUCCUGCACACGGCGCCGCCGGCCCCUCCAGGGAGGCCGCGGUUCGCCUCGGACAUCGCCAAACAGGCACCCGCUGGGCUCCACCGAAUGGAUCCGCUUCCCCGCCCAGCGGGCCGGGCAACGAAGGCGACAAAAAAAAUGGCAACGUGGACGCGCAGCGGCGCACAAACCCGCGGCGCAGCAUUCCGCGAUGGCGGGCCCAAAGCCACCGCGGGCACCCCGCGGAGGCGCACGGCGCACUCGCAGCAGUCGGCGCGCCGCCGCGGCGCCAAGCUUGUAGCCAGUCAGGCUGGCAAGGGCUGA